GACUGGCCUCACUAGAUGCCAGCUAGGCCUAGCAGAGGAGCCCUGCAAGACUCUCAGCUCGGAGGGAAACUUGGAGGCCUGAACUGCUGAGGGAAAGCUAAGAUGGAGCUCAUCCCCAACCUUUCUAUAGAAACCUGGGUGCUGCUGGUUACCAGCCUGAUGCUCUCCUACAUAUAUGGGACCUAUUCUCAUGGCUUGUUUAAGAAACUAGGAAUUCCUGGACCAAAACCUGUACCUUUAUUUGGCACCAUUUUUAACUACGCUGAUGGCUUGUGGAAAUUUGACGAGGAUUGCUAUAAAAAGUAUGGAAAAACAUGGGGGUUUUAUGAGGGCCCAAUGCCUAUAUUGGCUAUCAUGGAUCCAGAGAUCAUCAAAAUUGUGCUGGUGAAAGAAUGUUACUCAGUCUUCACAAACCGUCGGCCUAUUGGGCCAGUGGGAUUUAUGAAAAAGGCCAUUACCAUAUCUGAGGAUGAAGAAUGGAAGAGACUUCGAACGCUCCUGUCUCCAACCUUCACCAGUGGCAAACUCAAGGAGAUGUUUCCCAUCAUGAGACAGUAUGGAGAUAUAUUGGUGAGAAACUUGAGACGAGAAGAAGAGAAAGGGUUGCCCAUCAACAUGAAAGACAUCUUUGGAGCUUAUAGUAUGGAUGUGAUCACUGGCACAUCAUUUGGAGUGAACGUCGAUUCCCUCAAUAAUCCACAGGAUCCCUUUGUGCAGAAAGCCAAGAAGAUCUUAAAAUUUAAAAUUUUUGAUCCAUUUUUUCUGUCUAUAAUUCUGUUUCCAUUUCUUACUCCAAUAUAUGAGAUGUUAAAUCUUUCCAUUUUUCCAAGACAGUCAAUGAACUUUUUCAAAAAAUUUGUAAAAAAGAUUAAGAAAGAACGCCUUGCUUCAAACCAGAAGAACCGAGUGGAUUUUCUUCAACUGAUGAUGAAUACUCAGAACUCCAAAGGCCAAGAGUCCCAUAAAGCUCUUUCUGACCUAGAAAUGGCAGCACAAACGGUUAUUUUUAUUUUCGGGGGCUAUGAUGCCACCAGCACCUCCAUAUCCUUCAUAAUGUAUGAACUGGCCACUCACCCUGAUGUGCAAAAGAAACUUCAGGAUGAGAUUGACAGAGCUCUGCCCAAUAAGGCACCUGUCACCUAUGAAGCCCUGAUGGACAUGGAGUACCUGGACAUGGUGGUGAAUGAAAGUCUAAGAUUGUACCCAAUCGCUCUCAGGCUAGAAAGGGUCUCAAAAAAAGAUGUGGAAAUCAAUGGAGUGUUCAUUCCCAAAGGGACUGUAGUUACGAUACCAAUCUAUCCUCUUCACCGGAACCCUGAGUACUGGCCAGAGCCUCAGGAAUUCCGCCCCGAAAGGUUCAGCAAGGAGAACAAGGUCAACAUUGAUCCAUAUAUAUACCUGCCCUUUGGGAAUGGACCCAGGAACUGCCUUGGCAUGAGGUUUGCUCUCAUCAGCGUGAAACUUGCUGUCAUAGGAGUCCUGCAGAACUUCACUGUCCAGCCUUGUGAGCAAACACAGGAGGUGUGCAUGGAUGCAGUAUAUGAAAAUGGGACAUUCUGGAACUGCUGGUCAGGGGACUUUGUCGCCCUGUGUACUAAAGGGCCAGAUUUUCAGCAGCCAAGGAUAUCCAUGCCCAUGUGAAUGUGAUGGGGCUUCAAGAUGUGAACUGAGACAAUUCACUCUGGCUGUUUGAACAGCAGUGUUUCAUAGGAAGAGAAAAAAGAUCAAUCUUGUAUUUUCUGACCACAUAAAGGCUUCUUCUCUUUGUAAUAAAGUAAAAAAGCUCUCCUCAAAAAAAUAUUUGUGGGUAGGAUAAAUGAGUUAGAGUGAUCACCUGACAACUAGAUCCUAAUCAACCUUAUAAAAAGCCAGAAAAGUUGUUGUAUACUUGUAAUCCUAGUGGUAUAGAGGCAAAGGAAAGGGCCAUCCCUGGAGCUUUCUGGAUAGAUAAUCUGCCAAUCAGUGAGUUUAAUGAGAGUCCCUGUCUCGAACAAUAAAGAAGAGGUCCAGCAAUAUGGCUCAGUGAGUCAGUUGCCAGCUGCCAAAUAUUACAACUCUGUGUUUAGUUUCAGGGCCCAUAUGGUAAAAGGAGAUAACCAACCACAAGUUGGCUUAUGACUUCUACACAGGCUCUGAGAUAUAUGUACAUUUCUGCACAUACACACACCAAAAUGUAAUUUUAAAUAAUAAUUAUAGAGAGACACGGACACAUUGACAUCAACCUCUGAUAUCCAUACAUAUGCCUACACAUGUGAACAUGUAAAUACCUAUACAAGCAUACAACACACACAUUCAAAUAAUGGCAGAAUGAAUGGAAAUAUUUCCAAGUAAUAGGAAAAGUCAAAGAGGGCUAGCUCUCACCUGGACUAACAAUCAGGACCAGAUCUAACUAGAUCCACACAAUCGUUGACUAUGAAGGACAGAAAUAUCUUGUUUCUUGGUAUCUUGUGGACAUGAUACCAUCACACCCAUGACGUCUCAGAAGCCCUGGUUACCUGCACAAGACACACCAAAGAGCAACUCAGUCAACAUCCCAGCAGAGUUUUCCAGGGAAUAUGAGCUGAGGAGCUUGUGAUAAUUGAUUGCUGCUAGGGAAGGGAGAGUGAGUUUCCAGGUGUGCAGCCCCAGGUAGUUGCCUCUGCUCCAAUGGAUGACCCAAAACUAUAUAGGGGCAACACUAAUUAGACUUAGUGGGUUGAAAAUAGAAAAGAAGUGAGUCAUGAUGCUGGGUGGAGGAUUUAGAUAUUAGCCCAGAAGCUUAGAAUACCCAAGAUACAAUUCACAA
Molecule: messenger RNA, 2785 nt
Organism: Mus pahari (shrew mouse)
Lineage: Eukaryota; Metazoa; Chordata; Mammalia; Rodentia; Muridae
Product: cytochrome P450 3A25
Exons: 13
Coding region: 103-1641 (512 amino acids)
Biological process (GO): steroid metabolic process; oxidative demethylation
Molecular function (GO): oxidoreductase activity, acting on paired donors, with incorporation or reduction of molecular oxygen, reduced flavin or flavoprotein as one donor, and incorporation of one atom of oxygen; heme binding; iron ion binding
Source: RefSeq, a predicted model, not a curated record